Pseudogymnoascus destructans is the source of this 1690-nucleotide messenger RNA. It is a transcript of the gene PEX12, whose product is annotated as ubiquitin-protein ligase peroxin 12. The transcript has a single exon. Lineage: Eukaryota; Fungi; Ascomycota; Leotiomycetes; Thelebolales; Thelebolaceae. Gene Ontology annotation, molecular function: zinc ion binding; protein binding; ubiquitin-protein transferase activity. The coding region runs from base 251 to 1543 and encodes 430 amino acids. Gene Ontology annotation, cellular component: peroxisomal membrane; peroxisomal importomer complex. Gene Ontology annotation, biological process: protein monoubiquitination; protein import into peroxisome matrix. The record is from RefSeq and is a predicted model, not a curated record.
CAAAUAUAAACCAGACCAAAACCUAGCCAGGUAGUCCACGUCAGACAUCCCUGAGAUGCUUAUGGAAUGAAGAGGGCGUCAUUCAAAAUGCAUCCACUAGCCGAGUCCUCUUUGGGAACUGAACAUCGAGCCUCGGCAACAUCAUCAGCCUCGUGUGAACGACGCCGCAUAUACCCUUACACUUCUUUAUUCCUCAAUCUAACUACCAUUCCUCCAACAAUCACUAAACACCUCCUCCCGAUGCUCCAAAAUGGAGUUUAUGUCGGCCCUCCAGGGCACCUUCGAUGACCACAAACCUUCGCUCUUUGAGCUCCUCUCCGAACAACAACUCGCCUCUCUCAUCCCGCCGUCACUCCGCUAUCUCCUCACCAUCGCCACCCACCGUCACCCACGCUAUCUCCUGCGUGUCCUCAACUCCUUUGAUGAGUUAUACGCAUUAUGUAUGCUCAUUGUUGAGCGGCAUUUCCUAAAAACCCACGGCGGUGGAUUCACCGAGAACUUCUAUGGCCUCAAGCGUGAGAAAGCGCUACGGGGCGAGGUGCCGCGGGCGCAGCUUGGCGCACCGGCCCUCGUGAGGGAAUCUCUGAAGCUCUCGGAGAGAGAUAUAUGGAAGAACCUAGCUGUGAUGGUUGGGUUGCCAUAUUUAAAGGCGAAGCUCGACGAAAGCUACGAAAUCAAUGCGCCGCGAGCGCUCCUCGGUUCGGCAUAUACGCAGAUGCCGCAAAACCCAACACUCAAACAACGAUUUAUGCAUUAUUACCGGUGGUUCUUACGGAAUAUAUACCCAAGCAUAAACGCUGCAUACUAUUUCUCAAUGCUGGCAUUUAAUCUGGCAUAUCUAUUCGACAACAGCAAGUUCCACUCACCAUUCAUGUGGCUUAUUGGCACACGAAUGAGGCGCCUUGGAGAGGCCGAUUACAGGGCCAUCGCCGCACUGAAUGAUCCACCUAAACGAGGACCAGGCGCCAGACCAGGAACGACGUCGAUGUUCAGUCCGAGGACGCUAUACCCGAGGUUAUUGUCGAGCAUGAGCAUAUUACUACCAACCAGCAUAUUCGCCUUGAAGUUUUUGGAGUGGUGGUAUGCAUCCGAUUUCGCGCGACAGCUAAGCAAAAAGGCCAGCGAAAGUUUGGAGCUGCCGCCGCCCAUAAUUUCGGGAAUCAAUAGCGUGGCUCUUGGUCGCAAGACCCCAACAACUUCGUCGAGUGCGGACAAGAAAGACACAGAAAAAGAGCCUUCUGAUGUCCCUGAGAACCCGCCCAUUGCAGCUUUGUCGUUGUUGCCGAUCUAUACUGUCCAGCUUCCAGAGGGCUCAGAUUUAUGUCCUAUAUGUGAAGAGGAUGUUGAGACGCCAACAGCAUGUCAAACCGGGUUCGUGUACUGCUACACGUGUAUACAUAAGUGGGUCAAUGGAGAUCAUGAAAAACAGGAACAGUUCACGGCCGGUAAAGAAGGUAAAUGGGAAAGUGGACAGGGCCGAUGCGCUGUCACGGGAAGGAGGGUGUUGGCUGGAACUGAUGGGCUGAGGAGGGUGAUGGUAUAGAACUUGGUGCGAUAGAAUUCGCCGAAUUACCUAUAUAUUUCCCCAACGAUAGGAGUUCAGGUUUGAUUAUAUAUUAUAAGAGGGGGUAUAAGGCAUUAUGUACUAUAUUUCUACCUCGCCAACAGUUAAGUAUUUGAACCUGUCCCG